GGAGAUGCCCAACGAGAUGAUGAACUUGGACCCCAAGGAUUUUCCCACCGAUUUCUUCGCCCCACCCCCAGAUAUCAGUGGGUUCACCAUCUCCAACCACUCGGGUGAAGAUGCUGCCUCUUGCGGUUCCCUCUCAUCGGUAUGUCAUGCAUCUACAUCAUAAAAUAUCACAGCUAAUUUAUUUAGGAUCUGGAAAGUGACGAUCAGUCGUGGUCUCCCACUCGGAUCUCCCCCCUCGAGCCUAUCCACAUGGAGCUUCCCAAGCCCGCUUCCCGAUCCGUCAAGACAUCCACUCGUCGCAAGCCGGCACAACCGAAGCGCGAGC
This is a messenger RNA of Aspergillus sclerotioniger CBS 115572, 325 nucleotides long. RefSeq lists its product as uncharacterized. Lineage: Eukaryota; Fungi; Ascomycota; Eurotiomycetes; Eurotiales; Aspergillaceae. The transcript has a single exon. Bases 5 to 163 code for a protein of 52 amino acids. The record is from RefSeq and is a predicted model, not a curated record.